This is a messenger RNA of Centruroides sculpturatus (bark scorpion), 1575 nucleotides long. RefSeq lists its product as uncharacterized. The coding region runs from base 1 to 1395 and encodes 464 amino acids. The record is from RefSeq and is a predicted model, not a curated record. Lineage: Eukaryota; Metazoa; Arthropoda; Arachnida; Scorpiones; Buthidae. The transcript has 4 exons.
AUGGCGCAGACUAAAGGAGCGGUUGUAAAAUGGAAAGAGGCUAAAGUCAUUAAAACGGUGGAUGGAGAGUGCUCCAUCCAUCCAUCAAUCCAUCCAUCCAAGGAGAUGGAAAGGAUGGAAAUUUAUAAAAAGACAGACGAAGAGUCUUUAUUAGGAUUAUUCAAGCACCCAACAAUUACUAACCAAAUAGGUGCAGUAGAACGAUUUUCUUCAGAAUGGCUACACAAAUUCACUUCCGGACAUGGAGUGAGCCUCCUUGACACAACAUGGAACCUGAAAAAGGAAUUCAGCAAGAUAAAUCUGUCAUGGGUACCUGACCCUAAGGAAGAUUAUAAAGACUGUGACAAGUCUAAUGAUCUACUUCCGGAGCCAAGAUGGAGCGAAACUCUUCGAUGCAUAAAGUUUCCAAGCCUGGAAGAGCUGGAGAUUUUUCUGCAAGUGAUUGAGAUAAUUUUGGGCGAGAAUCUACAAAAUCAUUAUUAUAACACCGUAGGAAGCUUUUUAAAGUUUUAUGAAGAUUAUAAGAAACAAGGUCGACCACCAUUGAAGGAAUUUUUCUUAAACUACCAGGCACGAAUAUUGUCGGAAUCAUUAUCUUGUGUUGGGUUGAGUUACGCUUUGAUCGAGUAUAUUGUUAAUUCCGAUUUAAGUCUGUUAUAUCCCCAGUUAAAAAGCUGCCUGUUUCUAGCUUCCUGUGAGGAGUGCAUAACGGAAGUAGACAAUUACUGUAGUUUCUCUCCUCCCAAUAAGUCUGUAGCAGUGAAAGAGCACGUUCUCGCAGUCUGUAAGAUCUAUGUGGAGGGACGUGAGGGGGUUAUAAUCUUGGAUCCGGGCUACCACGUCGGAAUACCUAUUGUGGUCAUGGAAGAUGGCCUUUAUCCGCACAAGGGUUGGUUUGUCCAGAGCGAAACUCCGAAAUCGAAGAAAGAAUACUGCUAUCAGUUAAAGGGAGAUUAUGUCCACUGGACAGUAAGAGAAACUAGAAACGGUAAAGAGAAAACUUGGUGUAAUUUGAUAUACAUCAAGAAGAAAUUUCUUAGCUACGUAUCCGUUUCUGAGAAAAGAAAUCUGGUUUUUAAUUUUCGCACACUUGUCGCCAGAGACGAAAAGCAGCCCAUUGGGGGAUUUUAUUGUAAUAUGGAAGGUGAUGAGAAGUUUACUUUGUUUUUUAAAGAUUAUCUGGGGAAGAGAGUCGAGAUAAAAAUUCCGUUUGGUUACUUUAAAGGUUCUAGAAAUAAUAACGAGUACGAAUCUGCCAUACGCAAAUGUGCAAUUCAAAUAAAAAGUAAUACAGCACUCCUCGUAGGAAUGAUGACACAAUUAGUCGAAGCAUAUUACGACAAAGAAUUCAUGAUCCCUGUUAAUGAGAUAAAUAGAGAAAUAGACGAAGAUUAGAAAUUUUUUUUUCUGGUUGGAAUUUUUAAAUUUUUGCACCAAAUUUUUGGCUAAAUGGUCGUUUUUUAAACUGAUUUAUAUAUGGAUCUUAUAUGAUAUAGUUGCUGCUUUGUGAUAAAUUACUACUUUAUUUGCCACAUUCAAAAUUUUUAAAAUAAAAAUACUUUGAUACUGACUGAA